Molecule: messenger RNA, 4629 nt
Organism: Rhopilema esculentum
Lineage: Eukaryota; Metazoa; Cnidaria; Scyphozoa; Rhizostomeae; Rhizostomatidae
Biological process (GO): positive regulation of transcription by RNA polymerase II
Cellular component (GO): NSL complex
Source: RefSeq, a predicted model, not a curated record
AUUGCAACGAAUGAUGCAGUGAUGCAGGGAGUUAACUUGAAGAAGCCGUCUGCCAAAUUACUCAUGGAUUUUAACAUGGCUAGACAUGUGUGAAUUGCAUCUAGGUUUCAGCUGAAAGUCCUGACGGCCUAUUCCAUCAGAUUUGCAAUUUUCAUGGAUUAUGUGCGACGUAUUAUGCUAGUCGCGUUGAAUCACUACAGAGCAGAGCACUUGCUCAUCUGCUCAUGAAGAACAACUUUGUAGCCAAAACUCAAUCAGUUUGCAUGUCAAAAUGCUGCCUGUUGUGGAUCGAAAAUUAAGGAUGGAGGCAUUAACGAAAAAUUUACGAUAUGAGUAUCCUAAGAAUUUUGCACGAAAGGUCCUAGUCGACCUGGUGUUGGCCGACCACACUUACGCUAGGCCAUCGUCGUUAGACCCCGAGUUCAACAGGAUUCACUCAACAUCUUUGUUAUUUACAAAGUCACAACCAGAUACAAAAGAUGACGAAUCCGUCGAAGAAGAGAUAGAUAUCGAGAGAACUGAAGAAACGGCAGAUAUUAAAGUGAAAUAUGAUGGGAAUAAUGGGAAAAGGCAAAUGACCGAAAUGGAAGAGUGUUUUAAGGCCAUCAACUGUGAUGAACAUUGGCAAGAGGAAGAUCAAUUUUUAAGGUCAGGAUGGACAAGAGAUCAGACCAGACUGUUUGAUCAAGCCUACAAAGUUUUAUCAACAUAUCGUCUGGCUAGAUGUUGUUAUGAAGGGCAUCAAAAUGAACAAAUUCUAAGAAGUCUUGCUCUUGAAAAGACUGCCAAAAGGUUCAGGAACUUAGCUGGUGCAGCUGCUUGGGACUCAAAGUUGAUGCCUUGGCUUCAUACAACAUUGGUGGAUGGAAUGAAUUCUUGUCUAUUUAUUUGUUAUUUGGAGCUUCUGCAAACACUAAAAGCAAAGAUUCCAUUGCUAGUUGAGAAGAUGAUUCAACACUCCACCCCUGCAGACAACCGUUUAUUUUAUUUGAAUUCUCCCAAUAUUGUCAGCUGUCUUAACAAAGUUUGGGACCCAACACCCAACUUGAAACCAAGCAAGGUCAAGGAAAGCAAUGCUCCAAUUCCUCAAGACUCAAAAUUAGACAACAAACCUCUGCUAGUUGUGUUGCCAAGAGGACCGAUGGUGAAAUUAUCACAUUCUAAAAGGUCAAAGUUUUGGCAGAGUCAGCUUGGUACUGUUGGGAGAGUUUUGCAGUUGAAUAUUCUAGAUGUUGAGAAGCCUGAAGAUUUUGCUGCUUCGUCUUUUUUGGAAAAUUUAAUUGGCCUGGCCAGGUCAAAAAUAUCAUUGUUCAAGUCAAAAUUCCCAGGAAGACCUGUUAUACUAAUUGGAUGGUCCAUUGGAGCUUUGCUUUCAUGUCAUCUUGCAGCGUUGGAACAAGUAUCUGGUGUUAUUUGCCUUGGAUAUCCUUCAAAUGGUAUGGAUGGCAUUAGAGAGACCGAAACUUACAAUAUUGCUGACAUCAAAUGCCCAAUGAUGUUUGUGAUUGGGACACAUUCUUCAACCAGCUCGGCUGAUUUUAUUGAGGGUUUAAGAGAAAAGUUUCGUGUUGACACAAAUAUGCUGCUUGUCGAAGGAGGGAAUGAAAUGUUGCAGCUCACUUCUUCUCUAAAGAAAAGAAUGCGAAUUACCCAGAACAUGGUUGACAGACUGGUCAUGGAUGAAAUGGAAAAAUUCAUUUCGGAUGUGCUGGCCAAAAGUGACAGUGUGAAAGACUCGUCAAGGCCAGAUACGCCUUCAUCGUCAAGUCAACAACUAAAGCUUAGUGACAAGAAAAGAAAGUUAAAAAGAGCAGAUACGGCUGGCAUAGAGAAGAAAAAACCGAAACUCAUGCAGUCACAGCAACAGAAGUCCAAUACAGCAGGAAAAAGUGGAGAAGAAGGAGGCAAAAUAAAAAGCAAGUUGAAAACGGAUGGUAGCAGCACAUUGACGACGACAAACGAGUUUGCAACAGCAGCUGCCAAAAAUGCAUCGAGUGCUGGAGUAGAAAAAGGCAAUGGUAAACAAACAGGAGCGGCAGGAAAAGCAGUUGAUGAAGAUCCAGUCAAGAGCCAAGUAUCUAAACUAUUUUUAAAAGGCCUGCAUGGAAGGUAUGGUGAAAAGGCCGCCAAAAAGACGAAGCUAGUCAAAAGGCCUGUACCUGUUGGGAAAAGUGUUGCAGCCACGCCAAAGCAAGUAGAUUCAAAAGCCGACUAUGCGGCCUUGCAGAAGUUCCCUACAACAUCUUCCAUUCUGCUAUCAAACACCGGUGCCCACCUUCGUCUCCAAGAUGGGAGGAUUCUUCGAGUUUCAAGUGCAGAUUGUCAGAAGAUGCAACACCAUAUAGGGAUUUCAACUGCUAGUGCCUUGAAAACGUCUCUAGUAAGUAACCAGACUUUGCGAUUGAACAAUACUAUUUCGACUUCAAACACAGAUGCUGCUAAAGUAAGUAACUUUAUGGCAUCGUCUUUAAAAGUAGGAGGACAAGUCCAGUCAACGAUUCCAAUGACUGCACACUCAAAGCCAGUUUCCAGAUUCACAAAUUUAGCUGUUGUCGGAGGUCCAUCAACAAUAGCCCAUGAAAACACAAAAGCCCUUGCUGGGAACAGUCACAUCAGCUCUAAAGAGCAAUUUACUUCUGAGCCUUCAUUGAGCAAGGCAGCAUUGGAAAUUACAGCCUCUCAUUCUCAGGCUAAGCCAACAGCCUCUUCCGCGCAGCUCUCGUCAAAUGACCUUAAAUACCUUAAUGAGUUGUUUUCCAAAAGUCAAAGUGACACAAAGCUCGCUUGCAGCUCAGUCGAAACGUGUAGUAGUAUUACAGGGAGCAAACAAUCACGUACGGUUCCCGAUAGUCCGAUUUCAGCUAGAAUAGGCAUAGGCACGCUGACAAAUCUUGCUAAUGCUGAUGGCUCUCCUCCUGGAAGUGGGACAAGACACUCGCCCGGAAGUAGUGCAAAGAAUUCGUCAGUGACAGCUACCAGUAGCGUAGCCACAUCUAGCAUACCAAGUGGCACCAACGUCCUUCAAAGUACGCAACAACCUUUGCAACAAUCGGAUUCUCACUCAUCUCAAAAUGAUAUCCAGUCAAACGCAAUGAGACCCAAAAAGAUUGAGUUUUCCACUUUUAAGCCAACAUCAGUUGCAGUAACUGGCCCUAUAUCUGUUAAAAGCCAUGUUGUGGCUGCUUCCUCUCUUUCUAGCCUAUUGAACCAUAGCAGAACUAACUUUUCUCAAACAAGCACUACUUUAUUUAGUAAUUCCACCAGCCAAGUUAGUCUUGCGAAUUCCAAGUUCACACAAUCAAGACCCACAAUAGAACUAUCCCAGUUUGUCAAAAAGCCCACAUUACCCGCGUCUUCUUCGGCACCGAGCCUUGCCACGACUCGUCAGCCAAUCUCUUUAGCAGCAAUAUCAAAUAGCCCUGCCAAACUUACAUUUACCAGCCGACAAAUUCAAGGCAACGCUGCAAGAGGAGCUAGAAGUCCCCAGACUAUAACGUUGCACAUCCCGAACUCUGCCAUGCUGAAGGAUCAUAAAGGAAUGAAAAAUAACGGUUCAGAAAUUAAACUGAUUGGAUUGUUGAACCAAAAACGCGGUAGUCCUAUGUCAUCACCUAUCCACUUCUCUGUGCAGAGUAGAAGUGCCCCAGGUUCUCCACAGUCACAAAGUCCGACAAUUGUAUUUACUUCAAAGGCAGAGACAACGACAGCGGCCCAGGCAAGAGUCGUAAAUUUGAACAAAGUGAAAGAUGUCACAGUCAACAAUGCUGGGAAUUCAUCCACUGGAGUAACCACGUUCACCCCUGGAAUUCAAUCAUCUGUUCCAGUAGCAAAGGCUGUUGGUGCUGACUCCUUACCAAAGAAAGAAAGUUCUUCAAUAAAAGUAUGCAAGCCUGGAAAUAUACAAACGGCCCUCAUUAAGUCUCUGACCGCGGCAUCGUUUUCCUUGAAACAGAAGGAGUCAAUUGCCAACUUGCUGAAGAAUCCAGGCCUUAUUAAACCAAGGGACCUUUUGAGUCAAAACGAAGAUGCGGUCACACAAAGCAAAACUAUUGGUGAUACGAAAGAAAAGAGUAAAGCUGGAGGGGUAAAACAGGGUGCUACUGAGUGUGUGAGUUUUGUCAGUGACGAUAAUGUACCAGUUGUUGUUGAAAAUCGUGGGCACAGCAAGGAACGAACAGGUGGCGAGUUGAACGGUCAUGGUGGAGCACGAGGCAAAGUAUUGGCACCUGAUAUAAAAAAUGCUGACCCAAAUGUUGACGUUGGUAAGCAACAGACAAAGCAGCAAUCAAACAAUGCUACCGAUAAGCGCAGUUAUAAGAGGUCUGGGUCUAAUGACGUAAAGAUUCACGAUGUAGCCAAAGGAUCUGAUCAGCUGAAAGUUAGCAACGAAACCUUUGGUGACGACAGUAGAGAGGAAAAUCGUGGGAAACAGAAAAGAACACAGGACGGUGAUGAUUUCCGUAUAGAGAAGGAUGAUGAUGAAGACAAUGGGCCUACUGCAAGCAAACGCCUAGCCAGGAGAGAUUCAGCUUCAAGCAAUGGAAAGAGAAAAAUUCCAAAUGCUCAAAAGAUGGAAGAGUGAAUUUUGAUCUGGGACAUCGUUAAUUUAUUUCCAAGAUUAUUUUUUUU